GUUUCAGCUUAAUUUCAAUUAAACCGGAUCCUAUAUCGAAAAUCAGAUUAAUCCCACAAUUUUACUAUAGCUCUAUGUGAAUGUCAAUAAUAAAGUUUAUGCGUAUAGCCAACGAAAAUAUUCUUUAAAAAAAAAAGAAUCAUUAAAAAUAUAUGACAUAACUAAAUUGAUUUUGAAAGAUGAUCACGAUCCAACACUUAUCAUCUUAUGUGACUAUAUAUUUAUGUAAAGCAAAGAAAAAGAUAGUACAUAAUAGCAUCAAUUAAUCUCUAAACAUAACACACAAAAGAUGAUGAUGAUGAAUUGGUGAUGAAUGAUGAACAUCAAUAUCAUCAUCAUCUAGACCUAGACAAAACUGAAAUAAUAGAGUGCAAAGCGGUUGCAGCGAUCCGCGAUUUGAUCUGCCCGCGUCUUGGAAUCAUCCUAAGUUCUCCAGAAGGAGCGGUUGAGACACGGAUUAUGGUGUUGCUAGUGGAAGCGAGCUGUUGGUUUCUUGAGUCGCUGACAGAGAAGAUAUUGGCGAUGAAGGGCAUAGCUCCGCCGCAACAUCAAGUGUUCGUAAGUUUCCGAGGCAGCGACGUCCGCUAUAACUUCUUCAGCUUUCUCAAAGAUGCAUUGGUAAAGAACGGUAUCAAUGUGGUAACGGACGAGGACGCACCUAGGGGAAAACCCAUCGAUGAGAAUCUUUUGAAGCUUAUAAAAGACUCGAGGAUCGCUAUUGUGAUCUUCUCCGAAAACUAUCCCGAAUCGACUUGGUGUUUAGACGAGUUGGUGGAGAUCGAGAAACAAAUGGACCUUAAGAUGCUUGAUUCUUGUCCUAUCUUUUUUGAGGUUGAGACUUGUCACGUUAAACUUCAAGUCGCGAGAAGUACUUUCAACAACAAUCUACUGCAGUUGGAGCAUGAUGAGCGGAAAAAAGCUAGGCAGAUUAGUAAGAAGGCUUGGGAGGAUGCAGAGAAGAGAUUCGAGGGAUGGAGAAAAGCUUUGAUUUCGGUUUCGUCUCGCUUGGGCUUAACAUAUAAGAAGGGAAGCAACCAAGCAACCUUCGUAAAUGAAAUCGUCCAGAAGGUUAAGGCAAUGCUGGAUAACGUUUCCUCACCACACAUUGUGCCGCAACAUCAAGUGUACAUAAGUUUCCGGAGUCAAGAGAUCCGCAACAAGUUCUCCAGCCUUCUUAGAGCCGCUUUACGAAGGAGUGGGAUCAACGUCUUUCUAGAUGAUGAAAAUAUUACUAGAAUAGAGUCGAGAGACGAAGUUGAUAGACUUUUUUGUCGAGUCUCGAGAGUCAAGGAUCGAACUAGUGUUCAUCACCAAAACACAUCGAGAUUAUCUAAUUUUCUACAAGGUCAAUCCCAAUGACAUGAUACAAGAUGAUUACAAGAUCAAAGAUAUAUAUA
This is a messenger RNA of Arabidopsis lyrata subsp. lyrata, 1397 nucleotides long. RefSeq lists its product as uncharacterized. NCBI's taxonomy places the organism in Eukaryota, Viridiplantae, Streptophyta, Magnoliopsida, Brassicales, Brassicaceae. Gene Ontology annotation, biological process: signal transduction. The record is from RefSeq and is a predicted model, not a curated record.